GCACUGCAUGUUAUAAGGAGGGCCUUGCUUCUUUCUCUAUUCUUUUGCUGAUAAUCGAUUCACACAACUACACUCUCUCUUCAAUACAUCGCUCUUUCUUCAAACGACUUCGAUAUACUACUACGACACUCUUUAAUCUUCUUAACAACACCACCACAAACACCGCCACCAUGCAGUUCCGUGCUUACGCUUCCAUUGCCAUCUUCUUCGCCGGCGCCAUGGCCGCCUCUGCCACCUCUUCUGCCUCUGCUGCCGUCUCUACUCCCGUCGACCUUACUGAGGGUGUCCCCACUUGCGGCUUGACCUGCAUUCAAUCCGCAGUCGCUUCUUCGGGCUGCGAAGCCACCGACCCCAUCUGCCUCUGCACAACCGGCUCCAAGGCCUUCCUCGCCGCCGGCACAACCUGUCUUCUCCAGAACUCUGACUGCUCUGCCGAGGACCUCCAGAACAUCCAGAACUUGGCCAAGACUCGCUGCGGUACUCUUCUCGCUGCCACUGGCUCUUCCGCUUCCGGUUCUGCUGCCGCUUCGGUUUCUGGCUCCGCUACUGCCAAGGCUGCUGCUGUCUCUGGCUCUGCUACCAGCUCUGCCGCCGCUGUCAGCGCUAUCUCGACUGGCGGUGCCAUGCAGGUUGGUGCUAGCUUGAUGGCUGUCGGUGCUGGUGCCAUUGCUUUCAUUCUGUAA
Molecule: messenger RNA, 683 nt
Organism: Aureobasidium pullulans EXF-150
Lineage: Eukaryota; Fungi; Ascomycota; Dothideomycetes; Dothideales; Saccotheciaceae
Exons: 2
Coding region: 171-683 (170 amino acids)
Source: RefSeq, a predicted model, not a curated record